AUGCCGACGACUUCAAACAACGCGUCCCCCGUUAAGCGCCCGGGCCUGGGCCGCCGUGCUGUCUCCUCUCACGCCGUUGUCACGCGCUCCUCGUCCUCGUCUACCCAGGGAGAGCUCUCUCACUCGCAUACCUCCCACACCUCUCAGCCCCAACAGAAAACACCAGGGCAUCGACCCCAUCGAGCACAUCUCGUCGGUGGCGGCCAUCGCAGUCACGGCCGUAAUCCAUCGUUUGGAAAGAACUUGGCUAAAUUACAGCGGCACCUAACAUCUCACCACGCCGGUCCAGAGUACCGGCUGCAUCAGCACCAGCGCAAGAAGUCGGCCCCGGUGACGCCCGUUGCGAGCCCCCCGCGCCAGCACGUUCACUGGGAUGCACUGGACGAUGCCUCCCCUCGUACCACUAGCUCUAUAAAAAAAAACUAUUCUAGCCCGGCUUUGCGACGGAGCAACUCGAGCGUCUUACCAAAGAAGGCCUUAGUCACCGACCGCCCUCAUACCAGCUCGGGAAAGAAGAAGACGGUCGGAUUUGAACUGGCGGACUCGACGGACGAGGGCGAGUGGGAGGAUACAACUCAAUCGCCUGAGAGUACCAGGCGAAGUUCUGUGGCGCAGUCCAAAGACGGCGACGAGAAUCCGGUCGUGCUGGUCGAUCCGCUUACAUUUGUGAAGCGGCCGUAUCCCCAGUUUCCCCGAGCGACCAGUCUUCCGGAACCUACGAGCAGAAGCUUUCACGACGAUCAAUCAUCAGGUGAAGACGACGAGCACGCUCAGCGCACAAGGGAGCAAUCUUCAGACACGGAGGAAGCUCCGGAGGACUCUACGCGCCCGCCUGAUCAGGGCGAUAUUGCAUCACGGCUUCUUAGCCCGUCACAUUCCGCUAAGGCGCCGCCCGCCAUGUCUUCAAUAUCUGCCACCGCGACACCGGCGCCGGUGGAUACGAUAUCACGAACCGCAUCUCUCACGAACCUGGCAUCUGGUCAGGAUGGACUGCGAAGACCGGUGUCCACCGCAAAUAUUGCACAGGCCAGUACCCCAUCACAAGCGCCUGGGUCUUCAUCUAUAGAAGGGGGCGUAUCAAGGUUUAUCAACAACAAGAUCGCAACGUCCCGUACCGACUCAGAUCCCAACACUCCAUCAUCAUUCCUUCCUCACUACCAUCCGCAAACCCCGCCCUCUCCCAAAGGUACGAAGAAGACGCGCAGCUCCCCUACUUCGCGGCAACCUGGAACGGAACCGCCCUCCCGCACUCAACAGAAACUUUGGCUGCAGCGUACGGCAGCCCUGAAUGACUCUCCUCCUGAUUCCCACGGUGCGUCGGCCACUGUGUCGCCGUCCACCAUGGGCCCCGCUUACAUUAGUGGAACAGCCCGGGCGGGAUUGGGACCAUAUGAUCCAGCGCGGGCCCUUGUCAAUGGCUCGUCUAGGAAUGGCGGGUCACUGCAUGAAGCCAAGCAUAUCCGCAAAGCAUACGAGAAGACUGCCAUGGAACUUACGGUUGUUCGGAGAUUUCAGUCUCCCACCAGCGCCAGCUUCACCCGUCUGAACGCAAUUCUCAAGGACGCGAAGACGGACAAGACUGACAGUAUAGACCAAGAGCCCCAAACUGGUCUUGGCAAGCCUGUCAGGUCAGCGCCUGCUUUGGUUCUGCUACAACGGAAUGCCAAACAGCAAGAUCUCCGUGACAGCAGUAGCGCCACAAGCGCAGACUCAAGACAGCUAAUAGGGAGGAAACAGGCAGAUUCACAGAGCUUGGUGGCCCAAGCGUAUAUGCAAGACGCAGAGGACCCGCCGCACCCCUCACACCGACUACUGUCAACGUCCGAUGACGCUGCCCACGGUACUAGUACCCACGGAGCCGACGACCAUGUUGAGGAUCGCGACCACUUUCUACCCAGCGAAGCUGAAAUGAUGAUUCGGCGCAUGUGGGAGAGCCGCGAGGUUGCAGCUUCCGGCUGA
Molecule: messenger RNA, 1959 nt
Organism: Aspergillus nidulans FGSC A4
Lineage: Eukaryota; Fungi; Ascomycota; Eurotiomycetes; Eurotiales; Aspergillaceae
Exons: 1
Coding region: 1-1959 (652 amino acids)
Source: RefSeq, a predicted model, not a curated record